AUGUCUAUUUCAGGUGAUAUAUCUAAUGUUUUAACACUAACAAAAACCAUUCCCUCACUUCCUCUCCCAACCAGAUAUAUGAUUAAAAGAGAAAAAUAAUAUUAAUUAGAAACUAUUUCUAAGAAUUCUAAAUGUAAGUUAACUAUUAAGAAGAAAAUCAAACGUAAAAGACUAUUCUAUACAUUAAAACGUUCAGUUGUUAAUCAAAGAAGUAGAAUUCCACUUUCUGAAACCUUUACACCAAAAGAAGAUCGAUUAAUCCUCUCUUCUGUAAUUAAAAUAGGACCUAAAUUCAAAGUCAUAUCCUCAUACCUUCCAUAAAAGACCUUAAGUACUAUCAAAAAUCGUUAUUAUAAGUAUUUAAGAUAUCGUUGGACUUAAAUUCUGGGCAAGUAUUAUUGUUUACAAAUAUAUUAGGGAUUUUGAGAGUUUAAUCAAAGAAAACUAAUAAAUCAUUAGAUAAGAUGAUGAAAUUUUAGAAACAGUAGAACUAUUCCCAGAAGUCAAAGAUAUAUUGAAAAAUAUGAUCUCAAAUAUCAAAUCUGUAAUUUAAUCAUGA
This is a messenger RNA of Paramecium sonneborni, 559 nucleotides long. Lineage: Eukaryota; Ciliophora; Oligohymenophorea; Peniculida; Parameciidae. The record is from the annotation of a GenBank genome assembly.